Messenger RNA from Linepithema humile (Argentine ant), 1005 nucleotides. It is a transcript of the gene Prosbeta2, whose product is annotated as Proteasome beta2 subunit. The record is from RefSeq and is a predicted model, not a curated record. Gene Ontology annotation, cellular component: proteasome core complex. Lineage: Eukaryota; Metazoa; Arthropoda; Insecta; Hymenoptera; Formicidae. Gene Ontology annotation, molecular function: threonine-type endopeptidase activity.
AGUUGAUACAUCAAGCGCAGUGUGAGCGCAGUGUAUCUGGGUAUCUUUAUCUGUAUGAUCGUUUCGUUUUUGAUUGCUGAUAUUUAAUAGAAAAAAUAAUUAUGACUUCGCUUCUUGCACCGGAAAAUCCGCCGCCAGGCUUUUCCUUCGACCUCUGCCUAAGAAACAAUGCCUUGAUCAAGAAAGGCUUUGCCGCUCCGAAAGCAGUCAAGACAGGUACCACCAUUGCUGGUGUGGUGUACAAGGAUGGCGUUAUUCUCGGUGGUGAUACAAGAGCUACCGAGGACACCAUUGUCGCCGACAAGUACAGUUUGAAGAUCCAUUAUCUCGCUCCUAAUAUGUAUUGUUGCGGAGCUGGCACAGCAGCCGAUACUGAGAUGACUACUGAGAUGAUAUCCAGUCAAUUGGAGCUGCAUCGUCUAAACACUGGUCGCGUAGUGCCUGUCUGUACUGCCAACACAUUGAUAAAGCAGAUGUUGUUCCGUUAUCAGGGUCAUAUUGGUGCUGCACUUAUCUUAGGCGGCUUUGAUCUCGAUGGACCGCAAUUAUAUUGCAUUUAUCCGCAUGGUUCCACUGAAAAGUUGAAGUACACCACCAUGGGAUCUGGUUCGCUGGCCGCUAUGGCUGUCUUUGAAAGCAGAUGGAGGCCUGACUUACCAGAGGAGGAAGCAAAGCAGUUGGUGGCGGACGGCAUUCGCGCUGGUGUGUUCAACGAUCUGGCGUCAGGAUCCAAUGUUGAUUUGUGUAUUAUUCGUAAAACCGGCGUUGAGUACUUGCGACCGUACGACACCGCCAGCGUGAAGGGUAAGCGGCAGUUCAGCUACCGCUACAAACCCGGCACCACUGCGGUGCUUACGAAAACGGUGCAGCCGAUCAUCGUGGAAGAAGAAACGGUGCGCACAAUCGAACCUGAAGCGAUGGACACGUCCUCAUAAAACUGCAAAUUGUAAUAUAAGGUUCUACAAGAUUAAGUUAAUAUAAUAAAUUUUUUUUCCAAAAAAUAUA